UCCUGUCCAUGAUCCUCAUGGUGAUCAUCCGUUACAUCUCAGCCGUCCUCGUCUGGAUCCUCACCUCGCUGGUCGUCCUCGGGUCCCUCGCGGGGACCAGCGUCCUCUGGUGGCUCUACAUCGACCACCGGCUGUACGGGAACGACACCACGCCGAAAGUGAAAGAGGACGUGAUCAGGGACAGCGGACAGGGACUGCUGGUCUACGCCGUCGCUGCCACUGUCUUCACCAUCAUCCUGCUGCUGCUGAUGCUCUUCAUGAGGAAGCGUGUGGCGUUGACCAUCGCUCUGUUCCACGUGGCGGGAAAAGUCUUCAUCCACCUCCCGCUGCUCACCCUGCAGCCCUUCGUCACCUUCCUCGCCCUGCUGCUCUUCUGGAGCUACUGGAUCCUGGUCCUGCUGUUCCUGGGAACCAGCG
This is a messenger RNA of Plectropomus leopardus (leopard coralgrouper), 417 nucleotides long. Lineage: Eukaryota; Metazoa; Chordata; Actinopteri; Perciformes; Serranidae. The record is from RefSeq and is a predicted model, not a curated record.